Zonotrichia albicollis (white-throated sparrow) is the source of this 6521-nucleotide messenger RNA. Lineage: Eukaryota; Metazoa; Chordata; Aves; Passeriformes; Passerellidae. The record is from RefSeq and is a predicted model, not a curated record.
CCACAUUCCCUCUACUUCCCUAGAGAUGUUUAAGUAGAAUUGGGUGUUACAGUUUAAAGAAAACCUACCUUCCUUUGUUCCUUACAGGACUGGCUAGUUUUCCUCAUUAUCAUGGAGCAGAGCUAAUGAGUAAAGAUAUUUUAAAAAGUUAGCCCCAAACUUCAGCCUUGCAGAAUGGGAUGUCUGGGUAACUGUUAGUGACGUACCUUAUCUUCUGCUUUAUUUUUAGAUGCUCUUCUACAACGGGUAGCAGAAUUGGAAAAGGUCAAUGCAGAAUUUCUGCGCACAAAGCAGCAACUUGAGCAAGAAUUUAAUCAAAAGAGAGCAAAAUUUAAGGAGUUAUACCUGGCUAAGGAAGAGGACCUGAAAAGGCAGAAUGCAGUGCUGCAGGCAGCCCAGGAUGACCUGGGCCAGCUGCGCACGCAGCUGAUGGAGGCCCACGCUGAGAUGGAGAACAUCAAGGCCAUCGCCACCGUGUCAGAGACCACCAAGCAGGAGGCCAUCGAUGAGGUCAAGAGGCAGUGGCAAGAAGAAGUGGCUUCCCUCCAGGCCAUCAUGAAAGAGACUGUCCGUGACUAUGAGCUGCAGUAUCACCACAGGAUGGAGCAGGAGCGAGCUCAGUGGAGCCAGUACCGCGAGAACAUGGAGCGGGAAAUUGCAGAGCUCAGGAGGAGACUGUCAGAGGGCCAGGAGGAGGAAAACCUGGAAAAUGAAAUGAAAAAGGCUCAGGAAGAUGCUGAGAAGCUGCGCUCAGUUGUGAUGCCCAUGGAGAAAGAGAUUGCAGCCCUAAAGGAGAAACUGGCAGAAGCUGAAGAAAAAAUAAAAGCAGCAUCAGAGGUUAAAGAACUGAACCAUUAUUUAGAAGCUGAGAAGUCGUGUAGGACAGACUUGGAGAUGUAUGUGGCUGUUCUCAACACACAAAAAUCAGUCCUGCAAGAAGAUGCAGAGAAGCUGAGGAAGGAGCUGCAUGAAGUUUGCCAUCUGCUAGAGCAAGAGAGGCAGCAGCACAACCAGCUGAAACACACGUGGCAGAAAGCCAAUGACCAGUUCCUGGAGUCCCAGAGGCUGCUGAUGAGGGACAUGCAGAGGAUGGAAAUUGUGCUCACCUCAGAGCAGCUCCGGCAGGUGGAAGAGCUGAAAAAAAAGGAUCAGGAAGAAGAUGAUCAGCAAAGGCUUAGCAAGAGAAAGGAAGAGAAGCAAAAAGAUUCAGAUGAUGAAACAAAGGCUUCAUGUUCUCUGGCCCCUGAAGAAACCCUUACCCAGCUCUCUAAUGAAGAGGUGCAUGUGAACAGCACCCAUGGCUCAGUCCAUUCCCUGGAUGCAGACUUGCUUCUUUCCUCUGGCGAAUCCUUCAAUAAACCAGACACUGAUAUGUUUAAAGAUGGACUUAGGAGAGCACAGUCAACAGACAGUCUGGGCACAUCUGGAUCCUUACAGUCCAAAGCUUUAGGGUACAACAACAAAGCAAAAUCUGCUGGGAACCUGGAUGAGUCAGAUUUUGGACCACUUGUUGGAGCAGAUUCAGUGUCUGAGAACUUUGAUACGGCUUCCCUCGGAUCCCUGCAAAUGCCCAGCGGGUUCAUGUUGACCAAAGAUCAGGAAAAAGCAAUCAAAGCAAUGACACCAGAGCAAGAAGAGACUGCUUCCCUGCUCUCCAGUGUCACCCAGGGCGUGGAGAGUGCUUAUGUGUCCCCCAGCGGGUACCGCCUGGUCAGCGAGACAGAGUGGAACCUGCUGCAGAAGGAGGUGCAGAAUGCAGGGAACAAGCUGGGCAGGCGCUGUGACAUGUGCUCCAAUUAUGAGAAGCAGUUGCAAGGGAUCCAGAUCCAGGAGGCUGAGACCAGAGACCAGGUGAAAAAGCUGCAGGUGAUGCUGAGGCAAGCUAAUGACCAGCUGGAAAAGACAAUGAAAGAUAAACAGGAACUGGAGGAUUACAUGAAACAAAGUGCUGAAGACUCCUCUAAUCAGAUCUCCUUGCUCAUGGCCAAGUGUCAGAAGUCAGAGAAUUUCCUCAGUGAGCUGCAGCAGGCAUUUCUGCAAGCCAAGAGAAGUGUCCAGGAGCAAAUGGCUGUCCUGACACAGUCAAGGGAGCAGGUUUCAGAAGAGUUGGUGAGACUGCAAAAAGAUAAUGAAAGUCUUCAAGGAAAACACAGCUUGCAUGUGUCCUUACAGCAGGCUGAAGAUUUCAUUCUACCAGAAGCAACAGAGGAGCUCCGGGAGCUGAUCCUCAAGUACAGGCAGGACAUCAUCAGUGUGAGGACAGCAGCAGAUCACCUCGAGGAGAAGCUGAAGGCAGAGAUCCUCUUCUUGAAGGAACAGAUCCAAGCUGAACAAUAUUUGAAAGAAAAUAUAGAAGAAACUCUACAGCUGGAAAUAGAGAAUUGCAAAGAGGAAAUAGCUUCCAUUUCCAGUUUAAAAGCUGAAUUGGAAAGAAUAAAAGCAGAAAAGGAACAGUUGGAAAGUUCUUCACAGGAAAACCUGCAGCAGCUGGAGAGUCUGCAGGAGGCAAAGAAUGCUCUAGAAGAACAGCUGAAGAAGGAGACUGCAGCAAAGGCCAACCUUGAGCAGCUGGUGUUUGAAGAGAAGAACAAAGCCCAGAGGUUGCAGACUGAAUUGGAUGUCAGUGAGCAAGUGCAGAGAGACUUUGUAAAGCUUUCCCAGACACUUCAGGUGCAGCUGGAGAGGAUCCGGCAGGCAGAUUCCCUGGAGAGGAUCCGUGCAAUCCUGAACGACACAAAACUGACGGACAUUAAUCAGCUCCCUGAAACAUGACAGACACCCUGCUGGGCUCCAAGGCUGUGGCUGAGGUUUUUAACUCAUCUUUAUAGCAACAUUAAUUAUUAUUUAACUCUAACGAGAGAGCAGAAGACAACAGAGGGGAGCAAUGACUUAAGUUUUGUUUCUAGAGGGGAGAAAGGUUUCGUACUGGGCAGGAAGAGAGCACAAGGGUGACUUGUAGUGUAGGAAGGAGAAUUUCUAAUGGAAACACUAAUGAGUGCAGUGUUUCGUGUUCCACUGAGUGGGAUCAGUCCUUACAUUCUGAAAAACUUCCCUCUUUCAGCCGACUUCGUAACCUAAUCUAGAGUUUUGGAACAUAAACCCCUGUCUUUCCCUCUGUUCUUUCCCCCACUACUGUGAUCAAAGUAGCUGCUGGAAACUAUUGUCCCUCCAAAACGUUGAAGAGCAAAGUGGUUGAAGUUUUUCUGUUUGAAUAGUCAGUAACAGUAUUCAGCUAGCAGAGAGAAUGAGGUGUAGAGUAUGCUGUAUGAAUAUUUUAUAUUAAAAUAUGACUUUAUUAGCAGGACACUGGAUAUUGAUCUUAUUUCAUAACUCAGUACUUUUUUUUUUAAAAAACCAUUGGCUCUGUGAAGAAUUUGAAUGCUGCUGAAAUGUGGAUAUGAGUGAGCUGUGUAUCUCCUGAACAGAUAAAUGCUAAUCCAAAAGAAAAAGAACACUGUACUGAGAAUUUAACUCCUUGCCAUUUUUCUGUUGAAUUCAGAUACAGAAAGAAAAGCACAAGAAAUGCACUGUUUUGUAAUCUCUUUUCACAAAUGUAAUUUAGAAUAUGGAGCUACAACCGGUUGUUUCUCAUCUCCUAAAGCUGAGCAGUGCCUGGAAUCCCUUCUCUGUGGAAAAAAAAAAAAAAAAGAAACCAAAAACCAAGCAAACAAAAAACCCAAACAAAAAAGCCUGGUAAGAGUCAUGUGCAUGUCUGAGCAUUGGCCUGAGGUGGGGCAGGUGUGCUGUGCUCUGGGCUGGCACAAGGUGUGAAGGCAGGAGCUCUCUGGGAUGGUGCCCAGGGCAGUGCCAGCACCCAGGGCAGCACUGCCAGGCCCUCCUGGGCAGGGCACAGAGCUGCAGGAGCUGCAGGAUUGUGCUGCUGGAGGGGCAGUGCAGCUCUGUGCUGUCCUGCACUGCUGUCCCCUGCUUCUGCUCCCAGACUGUUCAAUUACACUCAGUAAUGUGGCAGCAGAGGCAGGAAAUUCUUGUGAUCACUCACUUGCCAGGUUUGGGUUUCUUGUUCUAUAAAUGUCCAGAGGUAACAUGAGCAUUCCUCCUCCUCCUCCUCCUCUCCUCCUGCACUGCUGGAGUUCCAUGCAUGCAGCUGGACACAUUCCUGAGCUGUUGCAGGUGUUGGUGAUCCUGGUGGUACAAACCCAAUUCUUGAACUUUGCAACUCAGUUAAAAGGAGGCUGAAGGAGCAGAUCCUGCUGUCCAAAACUUCUUAGUUUUUUCUCCAUUCCUUGAUGUUUUUUCUUCAUAUACUUGGCCAGAGAUCUGCUUUUCUUCAUCACCUUCAAAAGUGACAGAAAAUGCUCCAAACUGCAAUGCACAUGACUAUGUACUUUAAGUGCUUAAAUCCUAUUUUUAGCAGUGCAAAUCCUGCUACUGACAUCAAGUCAGAACCAGUGGUUUUGAAGAGGAAUGCCUUAAAAACAGCCAAAAAAGCAUCAUACAAGCUCAAUUCCUUGCCACUCAUUACAAAAAUUAAAGCAUUUUAUUCACCCUAGCAAUUAAUUCCCUUCAUAAUCCUGACACCCAAAAGCAAAUUUUCCCACCUUAGUAAUGACUAACAGAUGGCAGAGCUGUCAUGUUUAGAGAUGACACUUGCUGUCACAUAAAGGUGAUGUUGAAGUGUGGCUUGAGUCUUAUUUGGCAGUUACCAGAUUAGGGGUUUUUUACUCUUCCUCACUAUUUGCUGAGCUGUGGGUGACAGCAGCCAGGUCCUGAUGCAGAAAUCCAGGACCAGAUAUUUUUAUUCAGUUUCCAAUGGCUGGGUAGACUUUAGAGACAAAACUACAGGCCUUUAGUAGGAGCUGCAGAACAGAAAGGAAAGCUUUUUUCUCUGUUCCCACCCUCCUUUGCCAAAAUGUGUAACAGGUUACAAGGUUAGUUACUGUAACUGGGGCCUCAUCUGUGCAGGAGGUGUAAGGAAGCCUCUUGUAUGGCAAAACUGCACCACAUCCUGCACCUUCUUCAGCAAGCUGAGCUCUUUAGGAACUGCACCUUGAAGUCUUUCACAGUAAAAUAUUUUUGGUUGUGUUUCUGGAUGGUCCCAGUGUGAGAGAGCAGGGGAAGGAGCUGUUCUGGCCUUCCAGCAUCCCUUGCUGGUCCCAUGUCUGACCUGUUCUGAGCAGCCCUGGCUGUGCUGGCUCAGAGCCUUUCAGGUGCUGCAGGGCUGGGGGCUUUUCCUUGCUGUGUUUUUGUGGCUCGUGGGCACAGCUUUCCCCAGGUGUGGUGGUGUCAGGGCGAGCUCAGGGCUGCAGCCUGGCAGGAAGGAGGUGAGUGGGACACAUGCUUUGGGCUCCUUGGCAGCCCCAGGGCUGUGGGGCUGCUCCUAAAGGCAGCUCUGGGUGUGCACUGAGUGCUUUGGGCUCCUUGGCAGCCCCAGGGCUGUGGAGCUGCUCCCCAAGGCAGACCUGCAGCCCUGGGGCUGUGCAUGCACUGUGUGCUUUUCCUUGUUGGUGAGCCAGGCACUGCACAAGUCUAUGGAGGAACUUCCUUUGGUGUGGAGAGGAGGGCAGGCAGCUCUUGCAUGGUUUUUCCUUUUCACCUCCCUGUUCCAUCACACAGCCCAACACCUGUGCUCCUGUCCCAGUACCAGCUGUGACCAUUUUAGUGUUGGAACACGAGUCACCCUUUUCACCAACUGCUGUAAUGUCAGACUUUUAAACAAUUCAGUUGGAAAUUGGAACCCUGGCUGUUCACAGAAGUGGUGGGAGAUGUGCUCCCUGCAAACUGCUGUCCCUCCUGGGGGAAGGACAGCAAAGCUUCAGCAGCAGCAACUGAGCUUCUGCUGAACUCAGACUCAAAGGGGCCUUUAAAAGCAAAACAAGACAGUGUGUGCCAAAUUUGCAGAGCAAAUUUAACUGUAAAUGUAGGAAAAGCUCUUGGUGUAGAUACUCACUGGAUGAUGGAUUCUGGUGUUGCUGCUCGUGAACAUGAGAAAACAAAUGCUCUUCCUUCCAGUUCUGGGUGUUGUGGAGCGUGGCUGGGGCUGGGUGGGUUCUCCUGGCUCAGGCAGUGUCACUGCUCAGCUGUGCCAGGGGCUGAGCUGUUGGUGGAGGCUGUAGCAGGGCCCAGGUGGAGUUCUGUCUGCAUUCCUGUACCUGUAUAGUCUUAACCUGUACAAAGUGUUCUUGCAGCAUGUCUGGUACCCCCAGCAGUGCCCCCCUGUUUUAGCAGUGCAGUAACUCCUGUCCCCCCUGAGCUUCACCGUGGCACCUUUUCCAAGGGCAGGGGGGAGGGACAACAAUUCCUUAUUGUCCACUAGAGUCUGUCUACAGCAGAGACUGAAUUGGCCUUGUAAUGGCAAGAAGGACUGCAGAGCCAUCUUUGCAAAAGGCAAACAGUGUUUGGAAGUCAAUACUGCAUUCCAGUGAGCCAAGCCAUUGGUGUCCUGUGCAAUCGUGGGUGUAGAAUUCUGCUGUCUCCAGGAUUCCAGUGUAACCAUUUGUUAACUGUACUGAAGGUGUGUCCUUUAUGGAGAAAGUGUUCCAAAUUAAAAAAAAGCUGCUGAA